Messenger RNA from Dictyostelium discoideum AX4, 975 nucleotides. RefSeq lists its product as hypothetical. The record is from RefSeq and is a predicted model, not a curated record. Bases 1 to 975 code for a protein of 324 amino acids. NCBI's taxonomy places the organism in Eukaryota, Evosea, Eumycetozoa, Dictyosteliales, Dictyosteliaceae. The transcript has a single exon.
AUGGGUGAACGUAAAGUUAUUUCAAAAUAUUAUCCACCAGAUUUUGAUCCAAGUAAAGUUGCAAAGAUUAAAGUUAAAAGACCAACAUUUACAAAAGUAACAACAAUGUUACCAAUGAGUAUAAGAUGUAAUACAUGUGGUGAAUAUAUUGGUAGAGGUACAAAAUUUAAUGCAAAAAAAGAGACAGUUCAAAAUGAAGAUUAUUUAGGUAUUAAAAUUUAUAGAUUCUUUUUACGUUGUAAAAAGUGUGCAGCAGAAUUAACAAUUAAAACCGAUCCAAAGAAUUCUGAAUAUGUUUGUGAAUCUGGUGCAACUAGAAACUAUGAACCUUGGAAAGAAACAGAUGAAGAGAAAUCAAAUAGAAUGACAAAAGAACAAGAGGAAGAACAAGAUGCAAUGAUUGCUCUUGAAAAUAGAACUUUAGAAUCAAAACGUGAAAUGGAAAUGCUGGAUGCCCUUGAAGAAAUUAAAUCUUUAAAUUCUAGAAAUUCUGAAAUUGAUACUGAACAAUUAUUAGAAUAUAAUUUACAAAAACAAGAACUUGAAGAAAAAUUACAAGAUGAAGAGGAUGAUCUUUUAGUAAAAUCAAUUUUUAAUAAUAAAAAUAAAUUAGAAUUAAAUCAAAUUAAUGAUAAUAAUAGUAUUAAUAAUAAUAUUGACUCUAAUAAAAUUAAAAGAAUUGAAAAUGAUGAUGAUGAUGGUGAUAAAUUUAAUAGUUUAUUUUCAAAUAAUAAUAAAAAUAAUAAAAAUAUUAUCAAUAAUAAUAAUAAUAAUAAUAAUAAUAUUAAUACAACCUCAAUAUCCAAUACAAUCGAAACAACACCAACAACGAAUCAAAAAACAUCAAUUUUAGGUAAUAAAGUUAAAGUAGUAAUAAAUAAACAAGAGGAACCAAUACCGAAAAAUAAUAAUAAUAGUGAGCCAAAUUCAUUUUCAUCUUUUAUGUCGGCUUAUAGUGACGACGAAGAAGAUUGA